CAGAGCUCUGGGAACUGUCUUGACAGAGAACCUGAGCUGGACAAAGCAGCCUUGAUCUGAGUGAGCUAACUGGCACCAUGAAAACAUCAGGUGUCUUUCUGCUCCUCUUCCUGGCUCUUUUCUGCUUUUUCUCAGGUGUCUUCAGUCAAGGAGCUCAGGACAAAAGAGGCUGCAACACAAGAUCAGAGGGCUGGAUGCCAAGAAAAGGUGGCUUAAGGAGGCGUCUCUUUCAAGUUGACUGUGAUGAGUUCAAGGACCCCAAGGUCUACUGUACUCGGGAAUCUAAUCCCCACUGUGGUUCUGAUGGCCAGACAUAUGGCAAUAAAUGUGCCUUCUGUAAGGCAGUGGUGAAAAGUGGUGGGAAAAUCAACCUAAAGCACCGUGGAAAAUGCUGAAUCAGAACCCGAAUGCUGAAAAUGCUCAAUCAGAGAGCUGACUUGCCAGCUCUCUCGUAUUUCUUUACUUGCCUCUGCUUUUACUUUACUUUUCUCUAGCGAAUCCCUUCAAUUUAUAAAGACACACCUUCUACUCUACCUUGAGCCUAGGGUAUUCCAUAUAUAUUUCCCUUGAUUCGC
Molecule: messenger RNA, 575 nt
Organism: Capra hircus (goat)
Lineage: Eukaryota; Metazoa; Chordata; Mammalia; Artiodactyla; Bovidae
Product: serine protease inhibitor Kazal-type 6
Exons: 5
Coding region: 78-395 (105 amino acids)
Molecular function (GO): protein binding
Source: RefSeq, a predicted model, not a curated record